UUCCCGUUGGUAAUAGACUACGAUUUUAUCCGGUUAAGUUAUUCAACAUAAAGUUGUUUUCAAAGAUACCGAAAAUGAUACUCUUCGCUGGAGUAACGUGUGUGAUUGGCAUUGCUUUUGGUGCUGUGGUCGCUGGUGUUGAAGAGGAUGAUGCAACUGAGUCACAUACGGUGCCUGAAGAAGGAAACCUCACCAUCUCUAUUCAUAUUGAGAAAUUGACUGAAGACCCUCAGGUUUUGGUGACCCGUCUCAGAGGAGGCUCCUCGCAGGAACCGAUAGCUCAGAUGAUCUGUCAUAAAGGAGUCUGUGAACACCAGAGCUGGAGAUCUGGAGUUUCGCUGAUAUCAGAUACACAGAAUGUUACUCUGAUCCUGUUGAAUGUCAGCUUAAAUCAAACGGGGCUUUACAAGGUUCGCAAACAAAGCAACAAACGACUCGAAAACAAGAUUUACAACAUUACAGUUUAUUAUGAGCCUCAGCUCAGUACCAUCAUCCCAGAGAAAAUAGCUUCUGCUACGAACAGUGAAUUAACUUCAGGAAAAAGUGCAGCUGUAGGGAUCGCAGUUGUAGUGCUCUUCGCUUUAGUGGUCAUCAUUGGCGCUGUCAUUUACAGGAAACACAAAAAGGCAAAUUCUGACAAACUGCCCCAGGACAUGUUACUAGAUGACAUAUUAUUAGUGUAUUAUUGAAGCUCAUCCAGGACUAAGCUGAAUGGAAUAAAACGGGUCGACUAUAAGGAAUCAAAAUGUCAUUUCCCCUCACUGAGGAGUUUUACCACUGGUGCUGUUUUCCCAAGAGAUUCCAGGUGAAUCAGCUGUCUUUGAUCAAAUAUAAUUAUGGCUCCAAGCACUGAAGUCUGUCCACCAGGUGGAGCCAAAGGUUUAGAAAUCCUGUUUGAUCUAACAGUUUCGCAUCAGAAUGAAUGGCUAAAUUGAUUGCAAACAGUUAAUUUGUUUGUAGCACAACUGUACACUAACAAAAGCUCUUUUGGUAUUGUUAUAUUGUUAACAUUUCUGUAAAAGCACAUUUCAUUAAAGAAAUUUCUAAUUUUUAAUAGCAUUUAAAGCCAUAUAAGUAGCACAUUUUCCUGUCAAUCGCUUUAUUGCAGCUUUUGGGAUCUCUGAGUAUUAAGCUAAUUCUGUUUUUCUAUUUUCAUCAAAUUACCGUAUUUUUCGGACUAUAAGUCGCACCUGGGUAUAAGUCGCAUCAGUCCAAAACUACGUCAUGACGAGGAAAAAACAUAAGUCGCACUGGACUAUAAGUCGCAUUUAUUUAGAACCAAGAGAAAACAUUACCAUCUCCGGCCGCCAGAGGGUUAGCGUCCUCUUGUGACUAUAGACGGUAAUGUUUUCUCUUGGUUCAUGUCUCUUAGUUCAUUUCUCUUGGUUUAUGUCAAAUUAAUUUUGAUAAAUAAGUCGGACCUUCUCUAUAAGUCGCAGGACCAGCCAAACUAUGAAAAAAGUGUGAUUUAUAGUCCAGAAAAUACGGUAAUCUCCAGUUGAGAUUCAAGAUCUGAAAAACAAUUAUACCACUAAAUUAUUCAUAUUUGACCCUGGAGCACAAAGGCAGUCAUAAUUAUCACAGACAUAUUUAUAGCCAACAAUACACUGUGUGUCAAAAUGAUCAGAUUUUCUUUAAUGCCAAAAAUAAUUUGGAUAUUAAGUAAAGAUUCAGGUUUCGUGAAGAUGUUUUGUACAUUUCCUACCGUAAAUAUAUCAAAACUUAAUUUGAUUAAUAAAAUGCGUUGCUAUUAACUUGAUUUGGACAAGUUUAAAGAAAAUAUUUUGAAGAAGGUGGGUAUACAUGUACUUUCUUCAUAAAGUUUUUACUUGCAUUAUUCUUUCGUUCAUCAACUUUUUUGAUGUUUUUGCACCCUCAGAUUUCAGAUUUUCAAUCAGUUGUAUCUCGCCCAAAUACUGUCCGAUCCUAACAAACCAUACAUCAGUGGAAAGCUAUUUUAUUCAGCAGAUGAUGUAUAAUUUACAAUUUUAAAAAAACGGACCCUUAUGACGGGUUUUGUGCUCAAAGGUCACACAUAAGCUGUUGAGUUUGGACCAAGAUAAUCCUCACUUGAGGCUUUACUUAUUAUUGUUUCUGGUAUUGUAAUAUUUUGUAUUGUCUGUGCAUUCUGUUUGUAUUUAUUUUAUUGUUAUUUAAAAUAUAUUCAAGUUUUCUUAAAUGCUUUCCAUUCUGUUACUUCUAUGUGUGUUGGCUAAACUGAUUCUGGUGAUGGAACGACAGAAAGUAAACAUACACAGAGAAAAAAAGCACUUCUCACAGAAGAAAUGAACAGAUUCUGUAUUAGUGUCCCUAACUGUCAUUAGCUUUGAGUUGUGCUACUUAACUAAAUAAAAGUACAAUGUAAAAAAUUAUAAUAAUAAAAAAAUACAAAUACAAAUAUAACAUGUGCACAAACCAGUAAGUUAAGCAACUAUUUUUACCUUAAAUUACUUUAAUUUGUUUUUGUUGUCAAAUGAAAUAAUAUAUUAUUGCACACAAUAGACCACAUAGACAGAGAACUUCUAUUGUUUCAUAAUAGAAGUUUUUAUUUUCCAGAGUGCGUUUUCUAAACGAAGUCAAAAAAGUUUUAUAUUUGUGUAUAUAUUUUUAUUAAACAUUUUAACAGUGGGUGCAGGACACUAUAGUUAAUUUAUGUACUGUAAGUGAGGGAUAGAAAAAUAAAGUAAACUAUGAAACAUUAUACCCAAAUAUUCUACAGUGUUUUACACUUUUACCUGAGUGUGUUUUGUUACAUACUUUUCUCUCAAUUUUAUCUGAAAAUUGUGAUAAAAAAUAAACUGUGAGUUUACUUGUUAAC
Messenger RNA from Carassius auratus (goldfish), 2818 nucleotides. RefSeq lists its product as uncharacterized. Bases 75 to 689 code for a protein of 204 amino acids. The transcript has 4 exons. The record is from RefSeq and is a predicted model, not a curated record. Lineage: Eukaryota; Metazoa; Chordata; Actinopteri; Cypriniformes; Cyprinidae.